Messenger RNA from Cryptomeria japonica (Japanese cedar), 2578 nucleotides. RefSeq names its product F-box/kelch-repeat protein At5g26960. The record is from RefSeq and is a predicted model, not a curated record. Gene Ontology annotation, molecular function: protein binding. The transcript has a single exon. Bases 224 to 1693 code for a protein of 489 amino acids. NCBI's taxonomy places the organism in Eukaryota, Viridiplantae, Streptophyta, Pinopsida, Cupressales, Cupressaceae.
ACAGAGUUCCAAGGUAAACCUCCAGAUUUCGGUCACUUUUAAGACUAAAUUCCGAUGGAAUAAGCCCGAAAUAAAAUCGGUUGCCCGACAGUUUGGCACAGCUUUUGACGAGUAAAAAUGAUGCAAUCAAUGUUUAUCGGACAUUUACUAAAUUUCUUCGGCUUAUACCUGACUCUAUUGCUACAUAGUCUGCCCAAUUACGUAACAUCGAUAUCAAUUCGCAAUGCUUAGCUCUUUCUGUGCUCCAGAUUGCAAGAAACCCACCAAUUGGUUCUGGAGAAUCCGGGGAGGUCGAAAACCAGAGGUGGGCAGGGCAGGAAGGCAAGAAAAAUUAGGUAAGUUGCAUUUUCGCAAAAAGUUUUUGAUGAAAUUCAAUCAAAUUAUAAUGGAAAAACGCAGGAGGAAUCCCCGUCGCAGGCUGUAUAGAUUUAUGAAGUCUUGUUGCCUGUCCAAGUUCCAAUCCCCACAGCAUUACCAUAGGCAUACAAAACAAGAGAACCCAGAGCAAGACCUAGAAAACACCAUGGAAGAAGAGGAAGAAUCAAACAUUUUAUGUUUACCACAUGAUCUGUUGAUGGAAUGCCUUGCACGGUUGCCCCGUUCAUCAAUCCAAUCCUCAAUGCUAGUUUCACUUGGUUUUUACAACGCACUCAAAUCUCCUUCUUAUUAUGAGCUUCGUAGGAGCACAGGUAAAUUAGAAAGCCUGCUAUUUGUAUUUGGGGGUGCAGGAACAGGGCUCUCAUCUGCCGUUUACUGCAAAAGCAAUGGUGGGUGGAAGGCUGGUUUGCUUUUCUCUGGGGACUCAAUUAGAGGGAAUGAAUGGGUUUUGGAUUACCACAGUGCUGAUAACUCACUGUUAUAUGCACAGCCUGCCAUUGUGAAGCAGCAGAUCUUCAUUUUGGCAGCAGUUCCCUGCCCAGCUUCAGGCAAUGAGGUUUAUACCAUUGUGUAUGAUGCCUGGACAAAGUCCUUGAUCAGAAGGGCACCUAUGCUUUGCCCAAGGAAGAAGUUUGCUUGUUGUGUGAUUGCCAAUAGGAUCUUUGUUGCAGGUGGUGCCCUUAGAAAUGAUUCUAAUAGGGAGGCACUUGUUGAUGCAGAGCAAUACAUUCCUGAGCUUGAUGAAUGGAAACCCAUAGCAAAUAUGCCUAGGAAGAGGUAUGGGUGUUUGGGUGCUGCUGUGAAUGGGAUUUUCUAUGUUAUUGGUGGACUCAAGUUUGGUCAUAUGAAUGGACUAUGUGUGCAACCUUAUGCUUAUGUGGGUUCUAUGGAUUCAUUUGAUCCAAAGACAAAUACUUGGUUAAAAACCAAGGCAUUGCCAAUGGGUGGUUGUGUAAUUGCUUGUACAGUGAUUGGAUCUUGUAUUUAUAUGUUGUCAAGCCAUGCAGUUGAGUUGUCUUUUUGGAAAUAUGCUACAGACAAUGAUACUUGGACUAGGAUUAAGCCACCUCCUAUUCCAUCUCCUUUGAGGAUGGACAGUUUGCUGAAGUUCAGCUGUGUAUCAAUUGGGGCCCUAGUGUAUAUUAUCCAAGUAGGGGGGACCAUUGAUGAUCUGUUGAGGAGAAGUGGCAGGAGCACAAGAGGACUGAAAGAAGGCCUAGUUCUUAUUUUUGAUACUAAAUUGCAGGAAUGGCAGCGAGGGCCUGACUUGCCUUAUAUAAAAAAUGGAGCAGCUUGUGCAGUUGUGGAAUGCUAAAAAUCAAAACCUGAUUUGUUCUGACUAUUUAUGGUUGCACAUUACUGCCAACUUUGUUCAUAUAUAUGAGGUUAUUGAAGGAUAUAUCAGGUUAUAUAGUUUGAUUUAUCUUAUUUAAACAAUAUAUUUGCUAAAAACAAGAAAACUGGAAUUCUGAAUAAGCUAUGGCGUCCUAGGGUGUGGCAGAUAUGUGCUUAAUGGCAUCAUAGGGUCUGACAGAUAUGUGCUUAAUGGCAUCAUAAGGUGUGGCAGAUAUGUGCUUAAUAGCAUCACAGGGUCUGACAGAUAUGUGCUAAAAGAAUGGCAAACAUGGGUCUUGGAUAUGUGAUCCUAUAAUGUCCAGCAACGUAUUAUUAUAUUUCUGACAGUCAAUCUAUUUACAACUUAUUUGAAUUAGCCAAUUUGAGCUUUAUUACAAGCUACACAGGAUGCAGCAAUCCACAUGCAUUUUUGCCUGGCGAAAUCAGAGAGGCAGGCCUGGGAAAAUUAGAGCACGUUAAUGAAUUAUCCUAGACUAUGACUUGCUUCCUACUGGUGCAUUAUAUUGUAUGACUUGUAAAGGUUUCAAGGUGCUUGCUCAUUUAUACAAUCUCUGUGUAUUGUCUUAUCACAUAUUGAUCUGGUUUAACUGAUCUACAUUCAGGAAAAAGAUGGGUUUUUCCCAAAUCAUUGUCUGCCUUGAGAUAUCAGUGGAGAAAUCAUUUCAAGCUCUAGGUUGAAUUGAGCGGUAUUGUGUGCAUAUAUGCUCUCUGAGUAAAUAUCUGUUUCAGCUUUAAAUGUAAAAGAAAGUUUCGCUAGCUUUAUCUCCAUGAUGACAUGGAAUUGAGGUGCAUUUCUUCUUGCAUUUGUUAGAUAAAUAAAUGGCAUCUCGUUUAUGGAAAAACA